AUGUCGUCCCUUCACUCCCUCGCCUUGCUUUUGGCGGUGGCCAAUGCCGCCAAAGCAGACUAUGUGUGGCCGACCAAGUACGAUCACUUCGAGGACAUGUUAGUCAUGCACUCGGGCUACCGCCGGUUUGGCUUCGGAGACCUGGUUGUUCCCUGCAGUUUUGGUUCCAACACCGUUGGUAGGCAAACUGCCGCAGAAUGGGUACGGACAGCCUUUCACGAUAUGGCUACUUUUGAUCACACGACUGGACAAGGCGGUCUUGAUGCCUCAAUCAUGUAUGAAACAGAGAGUGGUGAGAAUGCUGGCACAGCAUUCAACAGCACCCUCUCCGACAUCUGGGAGUUUGUCAGCCCACGCACCAGCGUUUCUGAUAUGAUCGCUCUAGGGCUCGUUGCCUCAGUCGCUUCGUGCGGUGGCCCCGAGGUCCCCCUGCGCCUCGGAAGAAUUGAUGCAACCGAAGCAGGUCCUUUAGGCGUCCCUGAGCCACAAGAUAGUCUUGAGACCAUUCAAGCCGACUUUGACCGCAUGGGAUUGACUACCGAGGAGAUGAUUGCACUCGUGGCGUGCGGCCACACUCUUGGUGGUGUCCAUAGCGAGGACUUUCCAGAUAUUACUGGCCCUGAGGAUGUGUCUGCGUCCAACGUACCGAAGUUUGACAACACCCAUGCCGAGUUCGAUACCGCGGUUGUCGACGAAUACCUCAGUAACAAAGGGAUCAACCCGCUUGUCUUUGGAAAAAAUGAGACCACCAACUCUGAUAAGCGCGUAUUCGCUGCGGACGGAAAUGCCACCAUGCACAAGCUGGCCGAUGCCGUCACGUUCAAGUCCACCUGCGCCGAGGUCUUCGAGAAGAUGAUCAACGUGGUCCCGUCGACCGUCACGCUCACCGAGCCAAUCCAGUUAAUCAAAGUCAAACCAUAUCUCGACACAUUCAAACUCAGCAGCGAUGGAAGCAAGUUUGAAGUAGAGUUGCAUGUCCGUCUGCGCUCCACCAAGGGAAAAGGCUAUGAAAGCCCGCCUAGCUCCGUUACAAUCGAUGUGCUGGACCGGAAGGGGAACCGCACAUCGCUGCAGGCUGCGCAUGCGACACUCAAGGGCGGACAGUCGUACGGAUUUUUCAGCGAAACCUUUGACUGGUAUUUACUCGAGACGGAGCUCGACGCAAAGGCUGGUGUUGAGUCUUUCAAAAUCCACAUCAGCACCACUCAGGGCGAGGAGGUUCUCGACAACGGGGGAACGGGCGGUUACCCAUUCAAUGACGGUGUUAUCUCUGGAACACAGUCUUGUCUUGACACUACAGGAACACAGGGAAACGUCACAUUUGAUCUCUACAGCGCAGUGCGCAGUGACCUCGCUCAAGACCUGGAUGGAGCCCCGUGGGUAGGUUUUGCACAUAGAAUGCCGCAACAGGGAGCAGUAACCCCCAAGAUUGUUGUCGAAAAGAUUUCGAUGGCCGAGGUAUCCACCAGCGUGGAUGGAUAUAAAUUCUUCAAAGGAAAGACGACUACACCAUCAAGUGGCUGGAGUACUCGGUAUGAUCUGGGAAUUACUCUGAAGAACGGCAAGGAGGUGACAAGAGAAUUUAUCCGCACCCCAUCUACCAGCUGCUAG
Messenger RNA from Clonostachys rhizophaga, 1611 nucleotides. NCBI's taxonomy places the organism in Eukaryota, Fungi, Ascomycota, Sordariomycetes, Hypocreales, Bionectriaceae. The record is from the annotation of a GenBank genome assembly.